Messenger RNA from Plodia interpunctella (Indianmeal moth), 3321 nucleotides. RefSeq names its product endoplasmic reticulum metallopeptidase 1-like. NCBI's taxonomy places the organism in Eukaryota, Metazoa, Arthropoda, Insecta, Lepidoptera, Pyralidae. Gene Ontology annotation, biological process: proteolysis. The transcript is spliced from 16 exons. The record is from RefSeq and is a predicted model, not a curated record. The coding region runs from base 497 to 3184 and encodes 895 amino acids. Gene Ontology annotation, molecular function: metalloexopeptidase activity.
AGUCGUAGGUAGGUUCGAGUUGUAGGUAGGUUGGUAUUGUAUUAUUUAUAUUGUACCUAGGUAGAGUAGGUAGUUAUCACGAUCACGCACGGCAUGAUCACGUUUCGUUCGUCUCCCGUAGCGUAGACCCGAGGAGACCCUAGACUAUUUUUGCGUUUUUUAUAUUCCUAAACAUUUCCCAGUGUGUUUAGUGUUAUUACUCUUCAUCAAAAUACGGGAUAUUUUGUAAACUACAAGAGCGAUAAUGUAGAUUCAUGUGUGCCGGCCAAAUAGAUUUUUUUUCUGUAUUUAUUUACUUUGCGCGACGGCUUCAUUUCUGUGAGAAUUUUGGGAUUCUAGAUAGCCUAUAAUUAUAUAGUUCUCACCCCGUGAUAUAGUACUCACGCGGCUAUCUAUCGCAUAGAUUUAUAUUGUUAUAUAGGAGUAAUCUAUCAAACAACGAAAAUUUUUUAUAUUCGAUCGACAGUCGUGCCUGAGAUUGUAGCGUUUUGCAAUAAUGGAGCAGCAGCCGAUGGUGAAGGAGAACUUGCCGGAGUCGGCGCCGCUGGCGACGCGCUGGCUGGCGGCGCUGGUGCUGCUGACGGGCGGCGCGCUGCUGCUGGCGGCGCAGCUGGACGCGGCACUGCCGCCCGCGCGCGAGCCCGACCCCCGCCGCCCCCACGACUUCAGCGGGAUCGCCGCGCACCGCUACCUCGCCAACCUCACCGCCAUCGGGCCUAGGGUGGCGGGUAGCUACGAGAACGAAGUGUGGACGGUGCGCACGUUGGUGGAGGCGCUGCGCGACAUCGCGGGCGCCGCGUCGCCGCACAACGUGCUGGAGCUGGACCGGCACGAGGGCGCGGGCGCGUUCAGCCUCACGUUCUUCGACGGCAUGAACAAUGUGUACCGCGGCGUGCAGAGCGUGCUGGCGCGCGUGCGCGGCGUCGGCGGCGACACGCAGCCCGCGCUGCUGCUCAACUGCCACUUCGACACCGUGCCCGACAGUCCCGGCGCGAGCGACGACGGCGCGGGCUGCGCCGUGCUGCUGGAGCUGGCGCGCGCGCUGGCCGCGUCGCCGCUGCCGCUGCGGCACCCCGUCAUCUUCCUCUUCAACGGCGCCGAGGAGAACAUCAUGCAGGGCUCGCACUCGUUCGUGACGUCACAUCCGUGGGCGCGCUCGGUGCGGCUGUUCCUGAACCUGGAGGCGUGCGGCGCGGGCGGCCGCGAGGUGGUGUUCCAGGCCGGCCCGCACGACCCCUGGCUCAUGGACACAUACGCGCGCGUGGUGCCGCGGCCGUUCGCGUCGUCGCUGGCGCAGGAGCUGUUCGAGAGCGGCCUGUUGCCCGGCGACACCGACUUCCGGGUGUUCCGGGACUUCGGCAAGCUCUCAGGUCUGGACUUCGCUUGGAGCGCUAACGGCUACGUGUACCACACGGCGCUGGACACGGCGGCGCGGGUGCCGGCGGCGGCGCUGCAGCGCACCGGCGACAACGUGCUGGCGCUCACUAGAGGGCUGCUGGAGAGCGCGGAGCUGGCGCGCGCGGCCGACCCUCGCUCGCGGCAGCCCGUGUUCUUCGACGUGCUCGGGCUCGUGCUCGUGCUCGCGCACGCGCCGCUCGCGCUCGCCGCCGCCGCGCUCUGCACGCUGGCCGUGCUGCUCAACGUGCACGCGCACGCGCACCAGGCGCGGCGCCGGCUGUACAUCGGCGCGGGCGAGUGGUGGCGCGCGGCGGCGCUGAGCGCGGCGAGCGGCGCGGCGGGCGGCGCGGCGGGCGUGCUGGCGGCGGCGGCGGCCGCGGCGGCGCUGGGCGCGGCCGACGCGCGUCUCGCAUUCUACAGCCGCCCAUGGCUGCUGGCGCCGCUCGCCGCCCUACCCGCGAUCACAGUAUCGUGGGUGGUGGCGCUGUGGAGCCGCGCGCGGGGCCCGUGGUGGGGCGGGCGGGGGUGGUGGGGGGCGCGCGCGGCGCGGGACGGCCAGUCGCUGCUGGGCGCGGCCGCACUGCUGCUGUGCGCGGCGCUGCGGCUCCGCUCCGGCUACCUGCCGCUCGUGGCCGUGCUGGCCGCCGCCGUCGCCGACCGCCUCGCCAUCAUUUUCAACAGCGACAAGCGCGGAGACGGCGUGCGCGCGACGCUGUGGGCGGCCAGCGCGGCGCUGCCAGUGCUGCAGAGCUGGUACCUGCUGCUGGCGCUGCUGGCCACGCUGGCGCCAGUCGCUGGCCGCGCCGGCACGCCGCCCGUGCCCGCCGACGUGCUGGUGAUGUGUGUGACGGGCGCCGUGUCGCAGUGGGCGGCCGCCUGGCUGCUGCCCUUCGUGUUGGCCGCGCGCCGGCCGCGGCUGCUGAUAUGGUUGUCGGCGGCGGUGUCGGCGGUGACGCUGGCGCUGGUGGCGGCGGGCCCGCUGUACGCGCCGUACAGCGCGGAGCGGCCGCAGCGGCUGUUCGUGCUGCACGCGCGGCGCACGCUGCACGCGCCGCUGCACGCGCCGCCCGCGCCGCCGGCGCACGAGGACCUGUUCUGGGUGCCCGAGCUCGACGCCAACACCGACCGCACGCUCCGAGGGAUGGCCGCCGAGAUCGGCACAGAGGUGCUGCAGACGCGCGGAGAGUGCGCGCGACGCGUGUACUGCGGCGCGCCGUACUACCUGCCGGUGCGGCGGCUGGUGGCGCGCGGCCGCUGGCUGCCGGCCGCCGCGCCGCCCGCCGCCGCGCUCGAAGCCGCGCUGCGUCUGCAGGACCACAACGCCUCCGUCGCCGACUUGCACAUACAACUCACAGGUCCGAACCACGUGGUGGUAAUCGUGUCCCCGACGCAGCACACGGAGGUGUCGUGGCUGGCGGUGGCGGGCGCGGGGUCGCUGGCGCCGCUGCGGGCGCUGCCGUGGCAGCAGCAGCAGCGGGACACGUACUUCGUUGCGCUCCACAGCGCCCGCCCCGACCACCCCGCGCACUGGAACCUCACGCUCACGCUGCGCAGGGACGCCGCCGUCGCAGGUUCACCUCCUACUCCACCUCUAUACGCUACCGAGCACCCGCGCGCCACGGACGGCGCCCGCUGGGCGUCGCUGUCCGUGUCGGGGCACACGCUGAGCGCGGGGCGGGUGGGGGACGCGGGCUGGCGACCGGCGCACGCGGCGCUGGCGGCCGCUGCGCCGCCGCACACGGCCGUCACGGGCUGGGGCGUGCACACGCAUUUCUACACGGUGUGACCGCAGCUCCGCCGCCCGCCGCACUACUGUACUCAUCGGCUCUCGAUUCACACAUCAACCGGUAUAUUCUGAAUUCAAUAAGUAGGUACGAUGGAUACGAUGUCUUUGUUCGAAAUUACUUUUUUAAUAGCCGAUUC